AUUUUCGUUGAACAGUUGAGGCAUUUUUUUCUAUUCUUGUGGCUUCACACGUGGACGAUGAGCAGAAGGGUCUCUGUCAACCUUCCACCGUCAACGGUGGCUUCCCAUAAUUAUGGAAGAAAGAAAACCCCACCAAUCCAACAACAGAAUCCCAAUUGACCGCCAUUGAAUUGAUCAUAUGUUUUGCUCUUCGUUCGGACCAAGAACGAAACAAUUCCCCACCUCAAAACCACACAACUGCCUUCUACUUCUCCACCCAUCCUCCACCAAUUCAACCCCACCUUAUAUAUAAACCCAAUUCCCUCCUAUCCAUCAAAAACAUCUCGAACCCAGUUCUCCAAUCAAUCAUCAAGACCCAUUAUUUGGCUGAAAAUUUUGAGAAAAACCCAUUUCAAGAACUGCCCAAGAAAAUUGAGAGAAACCCUUUUCAAUCAUCAAGACCCAUUUCGAGAACUGCCCAAGAAAAUUGAGCAGAACCCUUUUGAAUCAUCAAGACCCAUUUCGAGAACUGCCCAAGAAAAUUGAGCAGAACCCUUUUGAAUCAUCAAGACCCAUUUCGAGAACUGCCCAAGAUUUCCAUGGAUUCCAAUUCCUCCUUCAUUCCUGUUGCUUCCACUUUCACUUCUCCUUUCGAGGACUCCCCACGGCCCGAGGAUCCGGCCCGGAAGCCACUGAGCCUGUGGCCCGGGAUGUACCAUUCGCCCGUGACCAAUGCUUUGUGGGAAGCUAGGUCUAGAAUCUUCGAAAGACUGCUCGACCCAAAUGUGGAUGCCCCUCCACAGAGUCAAUUGCUGACGAGGACUCCGUCGCAGAGCAGAACUACGAUUCUGUAUAAUUUCUCGACUGAUUAUGUGUUGAGAGAGCAGUAUAGGGAUCCGUGGAAUGAGGUCAGAAUUGGGAAAUUGCUUGAAGAUCUUGAUGCCCUUGCUGGCACCAUCUCAGUCAAGCACUGUUCGGAUGAAGAUAGCAUGACAAGGCCACUCUUGCUGGUCACUGCUGCUGUGGACAAGAUGGUGCUGAAGAAGCCAAUCAGCGUUGAUGUUGAUCUGAAAAUGGUUGGUGCAGUUAUAUGGGUUGGGCGGUCUUCAAUUGAGAUUCAACUGGAAGUGACUCAGCCCACAAAUGAGUGCUCUGAUGCUUCGGAACCAGUAGCUCUCACGGCCAAUUUCAUAUUCGUUGCCCGUGACUCUAAGACUGGGAAAGCUGCUCCAGUGAACCGACUCGCUCCAGAAACUGAACGAGAGAAGUUGCUUUGCGAAGAAGCUGAAGCAAGACAUGAGCUGAGGAAAGGGAAGAGAGGUAACUACAGGAAGGAGAUUGAGAAUGGGGAGGUAAACAGACUCGAGGCUUUAUUGGCUGAGGGACGCAUUUUCUGUGACAUGCCUGCCUUAGCAGAUAGAGACACCAUCCUUCUUAGGGAUACACGUCUUGAGCACUCUUUGAUUUGCCAGCCACAACAGAGAAACAUCCAUGGUCGCAUCUUCGGAGGGUUUUUGAUGCACCGAGCUUUUGAAUUGGCUUUCUCAACGGCUUAUGCUUUUGCUGGCAUGAUGCCAUGCUUUCUAGAAGUUGAUCAUGUUGAUUUCUUAAGACCUGUGGAUGUUGGUGAUUUCCUUCGUUUCAAAUCGUGCAUCUUGUACACCGAAUUCGAGACUACAGACCGGCCUCUGAUUAAUGUUGAGGUCGUUGCUCAUGUUACAAGGCCUGAACUCAGGUCUAGUGAGGUAUCUAAUAAAUUCUACUUCACCUUCACCGUCCGCCCAGAGGCAAAGGCAACGAAGAACGGAUUUAGGAUUCGGAAGGUGGUUCCAGCAACAGAGGAGGAAGCACGAAGGAUUCUAGAGCGCAUGGAUUUGGAGUCGUUGCAGGUAGACAAAAAUAUGAAGAAAUAAGCAAACCCUUUUGAUCAAACAGGACCUUAGACUGCAGGAAGGCAAGUUAAACGGGGUUUUGUGGUUAGAUGUUGUUCCCCUGGCCUAAAAUGACCAAUGAGACAUUGAGAUCAUUGGGCUAAUUAUCUGAUACUAGAGAAAAAGAGUUGGAUAUCUAUGAUACUGCUGUGUUCCCAUAAUGCAUAUCUUCCUGUUUUCUCCAUGGAUCAUUAUUGUUAUAAAAAUACAACAAACUUGUCUUCUGAUCA
Molecule: messenger RNA, 2140 nt
Organism: Rhododendron vialii
Lineage: Eukaryota; Viridiplantae; Streptophyta; Magnoliopsida; Ericales; Ericaceae
Product: acyl-coenzyme A thioesterase 2, chloroplastic-like
Exons: 5
Coding region: 579-1892 (437 amino acids)
Biological process (GO): acyl-CoA metabolic process
Molecular function (GO): fatty acyl-CoA hydrolase activity
Source: RefSeq, a predicted model, not a curated record